AUGAGGCUGCACUGGAUCACAUCUGCGGUGUUGGCCGCUGCGGCUGCCACCAACUACUACAACGGCGCCCUCUGUCACAGCAGCCUGGAUUGCCUCAAGAUCUGCCAGCAGGGCGACUUCAAGGUCAUCCAGAGCUCCGAGGGCCAGCCGCAGCUUGCGUGCGCCCUGGGCAUCGUCGAGUACAGUCGCAAGACGUGCCUGUCACGCCACGGCCGAGGCGACGAGAACAUCAAGCUGCUCGGUGACGCCUGUGCCGGGGCUCGCGGCCUGCUCUGCGACAACUUCUGCGUGGUGCGGACGCUGGACCCGGGCCGCUUCGAGGACCAAUGCCGUGGCAUGGGGGGCGUUCCCUCGACCAUCAUGGGCGGCUUGACGGAGGCCCAGGCCAAGGGGCAGGAGGUCUGCUCAUCGCCGGCGCUUAAUGGGGUGAGAUGA
This is a messenger RNA of Cordyceps fumosorosea ARSEF 2679, 435 nucleotides long. RefSeq lists its product as hypothetical. Lineage: Eukaryota; Fungi; Ascomycota; Sordariomycetes; Hypocreales; Cordycipitaceae. The record is from RefSeq and is a predicted model, not a curated record. The coding region runs from base 1 to 435 and encodes 144 amino acids. The transcript has a single exon.